Colletotrichum orchidophilum is the source of this 354-nucleotide messenger RNA. RefSeq lists its product as uncharacterized. The transcript has 2 exons. The record is from RefSeq and is a predicted model, not a curated record. Lineage: Eukaryota; Fungi; Ascomycota; Sordariomycetes; Glomerellales; Glomerellaceae. Bases 1 to 354 code for a protein of 117 amino acids.
AUGGGAUUGGCCAUGCUCUUUGGUUGGAAAGACGCUCGCAGCGGUCGAGACUUUCUGACGAGUCGAAACAAAGUUUUCCAGAUGGCAGAGAACGGUAGUCUCACUGGUCUUGGCACCAAGGAUACAACAUGGAACUACCAUGCUGGCGGCCGGCAACAGUCGAGGAAUAUGGGACAAGAGUGUUUCAAGUGUCUGCUCCCCGAACGGGAGCAUCCGGGUCGGCUGGAAGACUUUACUUCAGAGCGCCGCUCGACGCUGGCUGAACUUCUGCUGGUCACUGGCCGGUGCGGGAAGAUCCGCGGAGACGAUCUGGUGGACCGGAUGGUUCAGCUGGGCUGGGGACUGGAGCCAUAG